AUGAGUGCUCCGUUCUACAGCUAUGAUCCUUGCGUGUGCACGGGGCAGCCGUGCGGUGCAUGCUACCCCUACACCACGAAGCCUUGCGCUGCGUCGUGUAACGACCUGAGGCCGUGCUCGGUGUGUCCAGGGGGUGGGUGCUCGCCGUGCCCGGCUCCAGUGCGGCCCUGCCCCACCCCCUGUCCACCAUGCCCGGUCCUUCCGUGUCUGCCACCUUGUCCACCAUGCGAUAAGCCUAUGACGCCGGUGCCAAAGCCUGUGCCUCUUUGUGAGACAGUAGCGAUUCCGUGCUGUCGGCCAAACCGGUGCAAGCCGUGUCCUUGCUACUGCUGCACCGAGCCCGGGAUAUGCUGCCCCAAGAGGUGCAGCUAUCCAGGAGUGCCUGUUUGCGGCUGUGGCUGCUGUGGACCAUGCAUGCCCGUUUGGUAGUGGAGUACUAAAAAAAAAUAUUUUGUUCUGUGUGUGUGUCUUUAUAAUACAGUUAUGUUUUUGGAAUACUUGCCAA
Molecule: messenger RNA, 505 nt
Organism: Helicoverpa zea (corn earworm)
Lineage: Eukaryota; Metazoa; Arthropoda; Insecta; Lepidoptera; Noctuidae
Product: small proline-rich protein 2H-like
Exons: 2
Coding region: 1-429 (142 amino acids)
Source: RefSeq, a predicted model, not a curated record